This is a messenger RNA of Caenorhabditis briggsae, 1059 nucleotides long. The record is from RefSeq and is a predicted model, not a curated record. NCBI's taxonomy places the organism in Eukaryota, Metazoa, Nematoda, Chromadorea, Rhabditida, Rhabditidae. The transcript is spliced from 5 exons. Bases 1 to 1059 code for a protein of 352 amino acids.
AUGUCUACCGAUCACAGUCUCGUUUCAAACAUCGUGGCUCGAGUUGGAUUUUGUUCAACAAUGAUUUUCUGCACAAUCCAGAUUCUUUUGACAUGCUUUGUAAAGCAAAGUGUAUUUGGCAGUUAUAAAUUUCUGAUUACAAUGUUCGCGGCAUUCGGUAUGAUUUUUGCUGUGGUUGAGGUGGUGGUUUAUCCGAACGUGCACAUGCUCAAUACUGGCGCUCUGUACUUUACCUUAUCGAGACCACUAAACGUAAGUCUUGAUGUUUCCAAGGUCCUUCUAGCUGUCUACACUUGGUUCUACGCUUUUACGAUUUCCCUUUUAGCAGUUUUAUUCAUCUACCGCUACUUGGCAGUUUUCAACCAGAAACAUCUGAAAUUCUUUCGUGGCUUCUCAAUGUUCAUUUGGUUCUCCUAUUGUUCAUUUUUCGGUUUCCAAUACUCCAUCGGUACCUACACCUUCAUGACGUUUGACGACAUCUCUUUUGCCUAUUUUCAUGAUGAGGUUCCACUUCGAUACAACAUGACCUUGGCUGAAAUUCCAGCAAUGGGAAUUGUGGCCUACGAUCCGGUAGAUGGUUCGAUUAGAUGGUGGAAUGUGAUGUGUCUUCUGAACAUCUUCACAAUUAUGGCAAUACAGUAUACCAUUAUGAUUUGUUGCGGGCUGAAAAUGCACUGGAAAAUGGAAGACAAGAUAAAGUACUACUCACCGGCGCUUCGACGGCAUCAUCAGCAGUUUUUCAAAACGUUGGUUAUCCAGAUAUCCGCCCCCACAAUGACCCUUUUCGCACCUUUGGUUUUCAUAGUCUGCCUUCCAAUGUUCAAAAUGGAAAUCGACAUGUCAGUUGGCGUACUCAUUUGCAGUUUUACAAUGUAUCCAGCUAUUGAUGCUCUCAUUGUGAUGUAUGUAGUGUCAGAUUAUCGUAAAAUUGCAUUGAAACUUUUGAAAUCGGUCACGAAAAAGAUACGAACGCCAUUUAAAGCACCGAAAAGUGGUCCGAAAUCUAUUGCAAAACGUCCAGAACCGAUGAGCACAUCAACACAAGUUGCCAAUGAGUGA